Molecule: messenger RNA, 2156 nt
Organism: Cryphonectria parasitica EP155
Lineage: Eukaryota; Fungi; Ascomycota; Sordariomycetes; Diaporthales; Cryphonectriaceae
Product: N-acetylglutamate synthase
Exons: 3
Coding region: 1-2085 (694 amino acids)
Biological process (GO): L-arginine biosynthetic process
Cellular component (GO): mitochondrial matrix
Molecular function (GO): L-glutamate N-acetyltransferase activity, acting on acetyl-CoA as donor; arginine binding
Source: RefSeq, a predicted model, not a curated record
AUGAUCUUGCGACACACUGCCUGGAGGAAGGCGACAAUCAUCACGGAGGCAUCAGUCAGGACAAAAUGCAGUAGCUCAAAUGGCUCAACGGCAGCAUCUUCUGCCACCCAGAACUUCCGCGUGGCGUCCCCAAAAGAUGAGAUCUCGCAGGGCUAUCUCAAGGAACACUACGCCUCUAUCUCCAAAAAAGCUCAGCAGAAGAGGUCACGGGACAGGGAUUUCUAUGUUUCUGUCCUAGAGUCUUCUUCAGCUACAAAACGAGAUGCGAAGCUCUACCUCCAGACAUUCGGCCCAACGGUGACGAAGAAUCCUUCCCAGCUCUCAUCAGGAGAGACGACGAGUGGUGGUGCUCUGCCCAGCUCAGCUCUCCGUGUGGAUCCGUUGACCAACGGGACUCGGUCCAUCUACGAGACGCCUCGGUUCGUCCAGGGAUCCGACACCGCGAAACAAGCUAUCGUUGACGGGCUGCCGCACGUCGCCAUCAUCAAAUUCAGACUCCCGCAGGAUGUCGAUGACGGUACCCUGAGAGGUGUCGCAAAGACAAUCGCCCAGCUCAGGGCCCUCGGGCUUCUCAGCGUGGUUGUCCUGGACUGCGAGCUCAAGCCUGACGAUACACAGUGGUCACGCCGACUGAACGAGCAAAUUUACCGGCUCGCUGGCGCCAUUGAUGAAUAUGGAGAGCCUUGGACGACCAUCGUCGAUGCGGCACUUAUGACACGAGCUGAUUCCUCUCCGAACCUGGAGCCUCUGCUAGGUUCGUGCGAGGUGCUCGUUGACGAGGACAGGUCCCUCUUGGUGUCGUUGUUGAAGGGCUCCGUCGCCAUCGUUCCGCCUGUCGUCCAAGAGGAGGAUGGAAAAUCCCGGCCCGUUGACCCCAGUAAUGCUGUUGUUUCUAUCACACGUUAUCUGUCUGGCCUGCAAUUUGCGGAGAGUCCUGAGACUGGAGCUGAUACGCACGACAUGAAACCGCCUGCGAAGAAAGCUUUCGUCGACCGGGUCAUCGUAUUGGACCCCCUUGGGGGCAUUCCUGCCAAGAAUCGCUGGAACAACGCCCAUGUAUUCCUGAAUCUGGAGGACGAGCUUGAGGCGGCCAAGGCACAUUUGCAGUCUAUGGCUUCGGACUCGACUUACCCUCAGCAAACGAGUGUUAAAGGAAUUGCCGACAGCACCAAUCCAUCGGAAGCCCAUCUCAAGAAUCUCGACUUGAUCAAGAAAACUCUGGCCAUCUUGCCUUCCACUUCAUCAGCUCUCAUUACAACGCCACGGGAAGCUGCCAACUUACAACCUCAGGUUGAAGAAGCGAGCACCGUGGACUUUGUUGGCUCGGUGGGGACCAGGAGGAGCCACAACCCAUUGAUCCACAACCUCCUCACGGACAGACCAUCGCACUCAUCAUCCUUACCCCUCGGGCGCAUCAAGCCUAUCCUCCGGAAUGCGAACCCUGCAUCGAACCCUGUCAUGUCACCCACCACACUGGCCAAACGAGGCAUGCCCGUAACCAUAUAUCCAGAGCCAUCCUCACGAGGGUGGACACCGCCUAGGCCUGGCGAGCCCAGGCUCAAGCUCACCGACACGUGCGUCGACCUGGGGCGGCUUGUCCACCUCAUCGACGACUCCUUCAACCGGAAGCUGGACGUCCAGGACUACCUCCACAGGGUAGAGAAGAGCUUAGCGGGGAUCAUCAUCGCAGGCGAGUACGAAGGCGGAGCCAUCUUGACGUGGGAGCGCCCCUUCGGCAUGGACGAGCAGACACUCUACGAGAGCGGGCGCCUGGUACCGUAUCUCGACAAAUUCGCCGUUCUCAAGAAGAGCCAGGGCGCUGGGGGCGUAGCAGACAUUGUCUUCAAUGCCAUGGUGCGGGACUGCUUUCCCGAGGGUGUCUGCUGGCGGAGCAGGAAGAACAAUCCUGUGAAUAAGUGGUAUUUUGAGCGCUCGAGGGGGACUAUGAAGCUGCCGGGUUCAAAUUGGUCCAUGUUUUGGACAACGCCGAAUGUGGUCCUGCAGGAUCAGCGGAUCAGAGAUUAUGAAGAUGUAUGUCGGAACAUACAGCCGUCGUGGGCUGACAACAAGCAUGUUGUUGACUAGGGAGAAUAAGAAAAGAGAGGAUGAAGAGAGUGCAAGGAAAAGAGAAAGUUUCUUGGGCUGUUGCCCUUUGG